AUGAUGGCUUUAAUGGUUUCAUCUUUACAUUCUUUACCGUCUGAUAAGAUGAUAUCAGAGUCCUCUUCCAUUUCUUCUGCACCUGCAUUGCAGCCAAAUCCACCACUGUCUCCAGAUGUUUCUCCUCUUUUGCCUUCUCCUGGUGGGGUGGUGCCUUCUCCCACUGGAUCAUCUUUACCAACCAUUCCCUCUGAUUCUACUCAGAAUCCCGACAUGUCAAAACCCGUUGGACCGGAUACCGCAUUUGCACCUUCUGGGCUGUUGCAGGCAACCUCGACAGAGCCGAGAUUACUAGUAACAGGGUUGAAACUUGGAACUUUUGUUGGAUUCUUGGCUUAUUGGUUAUUUCUGGUUUUUAUGAUCUGA
Fraxinus pennsylvanica is the source of this 366-nucleotide messenger RNA. The record is from the annotation of a GenBank genome assembly. Lineage: Eukaryota; Viridiplantae; Streptophyta; Magnoliopsida; Lamiales; Oleaceae.